AUGUUUUUUUUUCUCACGACUAUAUCGGUCAACUCAACAGCGGGGGGUGGGUUUGUGAUCAACGCAGGGCUUUCGGUGUACGUCCCUUCCUGGGAGCUCUUGUGUGCAGCGUGGGAAAUGCGAAGCAUCGUCAGCUACCCGGGCCGGCUUCAACAGGAUGUCAGGAGUAAUGACAUCGUGACGAACAGAGCGACGCUUGGGAAAAUCGAAGCAAUCUCCAUCUCAUCAGACGUGCCAAAGGACAGGGAGUGGAAUGCAAAACACAGCUGUACAGACUGGCCGCGGCGCACCGACCUUAGCCCAGUUGAUACGACCCUGCUUGUAUCGGCGAAGUCUCCGGACCGCCCCUCCUGA
Messenger RNA from Pseudozyma hubeiensis SY62, 354 nucleotides. Its product is annotated as nitrite reductase NiiA. The record is from RefSeq and is a predicted model, not a curated record. NCBI's taxonomy places the organism in Eukaryota, Fungi, Basidiomycota, Ustilaginomycetes, Ustilaginales, Ustilaginaceae. The coding region runs from base 1 to 354 and encodes 117 amino acids. The transcript has a single exon.